This is a messenger RNA of Melanotaenia boesemani (Boeseman's rainbowfish), 3341 nucleotides long. RefSeq names its product MSL complex subunit 1b (gene msl1b). NCBI's taxonomy places the organism in Eukaryota, Metazoa, Chordata, Actinopteri, Atheriniformes, Melanotaeniidae. The transcript is spliced from 9 exons. The record is from RefSeq and is a predicted model, not a curated record. Gene Ontology annotation, cellular component: MSL complex. The coding region runs from base 200 to 1801 and encodes 533 amino acids.
GUUGGAAAUCUCCAAAACACAAGAAAUGGCCAUCCAACAAAUUACGCAUGCGCUCUAGUCGGCGCUUUAAAACAAGUCUUGAGGAGGGAACAUGAAGGCACUGCAGGCUUCAUUCGAGCCGCAAACUUUACAUGGGAAGUAGCUGCGGAUAAACUGCACCGCUGAGACUCCUGCAGGAUGGGAAGUCGUUGUGCUCGUCAUGACUCUGAGACCCACAUUGUUUCCAAAUACAGGAUUCAGGCAAAACGUUAACACAAUAAACUUUGAAAAAACGCACUUUGGGGUUGCCACUGUGAGUCCUGUAAGCAUCAAAAGGGAGCCCUGCGACUUUGCUAUAGAUGUUGAAGGCGUACAAAGGGGGGAGAUCCCAAGUAAAUCAAAGGACUUAGAGCAGAAUUACAUGACAAGCAAAGUUGCCCUCGCUGCCACAGUUAGAGAAAUAGUUCAAAGAGAUAAAACUGUGGGGAUAUUGUCCCCUGUCAGACCAAUGGGGGGUGAGGGAACCCCAGUGAAAGGUAAACCCCUCUCUGUUGACAAUAUGGAUAAUCCUCAGAUGACUGUAAACAAUAAUCCUAAGGAUGCUGGUGGUGAUGAUAGUGCGAAGGGGGUUGUCCCUGGAGUCCUUGGCACUGCAUCCAUUGAACUCUCUUCUGAGGGCAAGUGGAGGAACAUUAGGAAAACCCCUGCCAAUCCCCACACACAAGCUAACUGCCUCCGCCAGAUUCUUCUCCUCCAGCUGGAUCUCAUUGAACAACAGCAACAACAGCUGCAGUCCAAGGACAAGGAGAUAGAUGAGCUCAAAGCAGAUAAGGAGACACUACUUGCACGCAUCGAGCGUAUGGAGCGCCGCCUCCAGCUCACACGUAAGGAUGUGCCCCGUGACAAGCGCCUUUUCCAGCCCCUGGAGCCAUGGACCCCUGAUAAAGAGGACAUAUGGGAUCUGGACAUAGAGGAGAGUCCACAGCCUAACCAAGCCACUCCCCUACAAUUCAGCCGGGGUGGCAAAGGUCAAAAAAGGAAAUCUUGCUUUGGAGAUGCAAAAGCUCAGAAAUCUCAGGGUAAAAGUGCAAAACUUAGUCCCCAGAAGUGUGAAAUCGAGCCUGGGUUUCCCAACCAAAGAGGGCUGCGCAGUAAGGAAACCCCAGAGAAGAAUGUUCCAGUGAGGUCGGGGGUAGAAAGGGACAGUUUGCUCCCAUGCAAAGAGGAGCCUGAGCUGAGCUGUCAGAUGGAGGAUCUGCCCUUCAUGUCUACUACAGAAAUGUAUCUGUGUUGCUGGAACCAACCUCCUCUAUCCCCUCUGCGUGAGACUUCCCCUAAAAAGGAGGAAGAGGUGGCCAGUGAGUGGACUCCUCAUGUAGUACAUGAUAUGCUGAUUGUUUUUCCCUCUUGGAGGGAAAACUAUAUAGAGCCACUGGAUGAGGAUUCUUCUUUUAAUUCCCCUGAGCCACUGGAUGACGGCGUGUUUUUGAAACGUCACUCAAAGCUGGAGUUGGAUGAGAAGAGGAGGAAAAGAUGGGACAUCCAGCGGAUCAGAGAGCAGCGCAUGUUCCAGCGUUUGCAGCAGCGUAUGAACAGGAAGAAAGUCGUCCAGGAGACUGAGCCUGAGCUCUCGUCCUUCUAUCCUGACACGGAAGAUGUUGAAACUAUUGUGAUCACUCCCUUCUUGCCUGUGGUUGCAUUUGGCCGGCCACUGCCCAAACUCUCACAACAGAACUUUGAGCUGCCUUGGCUGGAUGACCGAAGCCGAUGCCGCAUCGAGGUGCCCAAAAAACACACACCUCACCGGACCUGUCGGAAGUGAAGCUCAUAACAACGAGAGCUUCUGCUCCACGCCUGCAUUAGAAAAUGCUACAUUUGUCUUGUCUGGGGAGGUUGGGUUGGACGUAUCGGUCAUCACUGUUAAUAACUGCUGUUGCUUUCAGUCUGAAGGGCAGUGAAUAAUCCAUUCUUUACAUGUCACCACAGACCAGCUGAUCUCCUGCAGAAAUAUUGGGAGAUGGAGACACUAGAUGUUGCAAGAUUACAGUUCCCAUGCUAGCAGCUGUUCUGUGCAUGUUCUGUAACACGUUUGAGAUGUGUUUUGUUCAAGCUGUCCCAUUCAGGUUUUUAUCACAACAAACAUGGAGUUCUUCUCAGUUUUUAUGGUUACUGUUUUGAUGGGAUAAACUGGGAGCUAUAAUCUUGAGUAUGUGGAGGAAAUACUUGUCGCUAUUUAGACUCAAAAUGGAGCUUGACCAGUUCGCCACAAGCAAUACAGCUCCAUCCUCAUGCUGCGUGUACUUUUACCACAUUAAAUCUUCCUGCUUAAGAAGAUAAAAUCUAAAAAAUCUUGACUUAUCGUGCUGUGUAUCGCCUAUUAUUGUUAACACACAAAUUUAUCAAAAUGAUAUCAGUGUACUGUGUGAUAUUGGGAGUUUUGAGCCAGCAUGAUUACAUAUAUUUAAAAAAAAAAGUCAUAUUUCUGAAGCCAAUCCAGUGUAAAGAAACAUUUGGUCAGGAGCUAAGCAGUGGUUCUUUGUUGUCAGAGGGGUUUUUUUCAUCAAAAAUAAGACAGGUGGUAAUUUUGGCUUUAAAUUCAGUGAUUCUGUUCCCUUUUUUGUUCCUGUUACUUUCUGUUUUAUGUGAGUUGCAUGGACUAUUUUCCUGUUGCAAAAAUAAGAUUGUAGCAUGGCUUGAUCCCAGAAUGGAGGAUAAUCUCUGCUCAUUGGGCUACUAAAACUACAAAAUGUUGUUCUUGAAAGCAUGAAGUUUUGCUGCUCUGUUCAACAAGAACUGCAGCCUGAACAUUCUCGUCAUAAAGUGAUUUUUCUGUGUUUCCAAUCUUAACAAUAUGCUUACCUCCAGUGAAUAUUAGGCAAGUUAUGUGUAUGCGCUGGCCUCUUGAGUUGACUGAUGUUCAAGGGAGCAAUUUUUGAUGACUAAUAAGCUUUUUAGCUGUAGUUAUAGCAACGUUUGCCGGUAUGUUCUCUAACAUGCUGCACGUUAAUCUCUCCCUUCUGAACUAAUCUCGAUCACAAUCGCUGUGAUUGAUCUCUGCAGACGUUUCUUCCUCGCUGCGUAUGCUCAACCUGUUCUGCGUAUGAUGCAACGGCUUUCUGCAGCUUCAAAACUUCGACUGCCAGGCUUUUUGUUGAGGCAGCUUGAAUAGUUCAUUUUCUUCACCUUGGUUUUCCAUGUACAUAGCUUUCAGAAACAAAUGUACAUAAAACAUGGCUGUUAUUUUUUUAUUAUUUAAUGUUGACAGUGUUGAGUACAUUCAAUAUUGUUCUAUGAUUGUAUGUUGAUAAAAUGACAGUUUUGAAAGUUACAUUUUUUUGGGGAAUAAAACAAUAUCUCUAUGA